AUGGGAAGGGUCUGACGAAAACUCGUGAGUGCUAACUGAACGUCUAAAUCCAUCACCGAUUUAAUAUUCGCCUUUAUUCGCCAGAAACUCGUUACUAUGGAGUCCGCAUUCGAUAGAUCCCUUCCCUCCCCAAUACGAAAACUAGUGUAUGGUAACUGAAGGCCGCAGAUCCUACGCCGAGUGGCUUUAGUAAAAAAAUUGCUGACUGGUACGGGAUCUUUACUAUGGAGUCUGCGUUCAAUAGAUCCCUUCCCUCGCCUUACGCAUCCACCCCUCGAGCUUCCUUCCCCUUCUCCCCCUCCGCGCGUUCCCCCUCCCCCUUCCCCUUCCCCUCCGCCAUCCCUUCCGCCGAUCUUCCGCCUCCCCCGCCAGCCCCCGCUUACCUCGAAGAUGCGUUCCUCAAUCUCCCCCCUAAGCGCCGCGCCGAGUCGCUUCUCCUCGAAAUGGCCGGCGUCGCUCGUCGUUAUCUAGAGAUGGUUCAAGUCGUCGCUGCGACCGCGGACAGCGGCGGUCAAAGCGGCGGUGCCGGCGGCGGCGCGUCUUUCGGAAGCUACGGCGGCGGCGGCGGAGGCGGAAGCGGGAGUAUCGGCGCAUCGAGCGGGAAUAACCUAGGGAUGGGGUUCUUCUCGAAGCGCACCGCGAUUCCGCCGCUGCUUCCGAACGCGGUCAUGCCGCCGGAAGCGGCGGCUGUUGCGGCGGGUCGCACGGCGGCAAAUGCGGCGCGAUCGGCGGGCGAGCUCUUAACGAUCCUGCAGAAGCAGCAGGAGCUCCUGACUGGAGCCUCGACCGAGCUGAUAGAAAUUAAGCGGAUCGAGGAGCAGAAGGCAGCCAUUAGAAACGAGAUUGGGCGCACGAACGAGGCGCUCAAGGAGUUUGGGCGGAGGGCGAGAGAAGCCGAGCAGCUCCUGCUGGCCGUAUUGGACGAACACAAGGGGUUCAAGAUUAGGGCCAGAGAAGGAGGAGGUAAAGGAGGGUUGACAGUGAGAGUGGAGAAGUCUAGCUUUGAGGCGCCUCAAAACAAGAUUAGGGGAGGAGAGGGUAAAGGAGGGUUGAAGGUAGGGCCGGAGAAGGAUACAGCAGAGGGGUGUAGGGGCAAUGGGGAGGAGGGGAGUGGGGGGGCUGGGAAAAGGAAGAAGGAAGAGGCAGCUGUUGGGCAGAAGGAAGUAAUUGGAGGGGAAGCCGAGCAGAAGAGGCAGAAAAGUGAGGGCGGAAAUCCUGCUGAAAAGCAGCAACAGCAGCAGCAGCAGCAGCAGCAGCAGACCUCCAAGCCUCUACCCUGGGACGAGGUCGCGCCAGUCUCCGUCCGCCAGCUGGUCGCAUUCGCGCACCGCAUCAGCUACACCACCUUCGCGCCUCCCGAACACGCCCUAGGUGCGCCUCUCCUCGCCGCGCUCCCCCCCGCGCCCCAGGACGAGCAGCUCAGGAUGUCUCUGCUGUACCACUGUGGGGAUGAGGCGGCCAUCGGGAUUGUCAGAAAGGAGCCCAGGAAAGACAUCGAAUCUGAACGAGCCUCGGGAUUGUCCGAGCCUGGGGCGGCUGGUGCUGCUACUGCAGCAGGGAAAGCUGGGGAAGCUGGUUUUGCUGUGGGAGCAGCAGCGGCGGUGGCGGCGGCGGCGGUGGCAGCUGGGGGUAAAGGGGCGCCAGCAGUGCCGUUUCCUGUCGGCCUGCCUCCCCCGCCUCCUGGUUGGAAGCCUGGGGACCCCCUCCCGUCCUUCCCAGACCUUGCUGCUGCUGCUGCUGCCGCCGCCGCUGCAGCAGCAGCAGCGGGAGGAAAAGCAGCAACAACCGCAGAAGCAGCAGCAGCAGCAGCAGCAGGAGGAGGAGGAGGAGGAGGAGGUAUGCCGCCACCCAUGCCUGCUGGAUGGAAGCCAGGGGAUCCCCUUCCGCUCCCUCCCCCCCCUCCCGGGUGGAAACCCGGGGAUCCUCUCCCCACCUUCCCCUCUCUCCCUCCUCCUCCUCCUGCUGCUGCUGCUGCAAAUGCUGCUGCCGGUGCAGACACAGCAGCAGCAGCAGCAGCAGCUGCUGCUGCUGGUUUGCCCCCAGCCGUACCAACACCUGCACUCCCCCUUAUGCCGGCUGGGUGGAGACCUGGGGACCCCAUACCCCUCCCCAUGCCAGGCGUGUCUACUGUGCCCCUCCCAGGUGGUGCCGCAGGUGUACCUCCCCCGGGUGUGCCUGCUGCGGCCGCGGCAGCUGUGGCCGGCAUGGUGGUGGGACCUGGGGAAGGUGCCAUCCGCGCAGCAGCUGCGCCAGAAGCUGCUAAAGAAAGGGCAGCGGGGAAGGAAGGAGCAGCGGCAGCAGCAGCGGCGGCAGCAGCAGCGGCAGCGGCAGCAGCAGGGCCAGGAGUGCGUGCAAGUGCUGCAGUUUUGCCCCCUCCUCCUGCUGCUCCUGCGGCUCCAGGCACCUUCCAAGUGGCUCGCGUGCAGCUCGAUCUGGACGAGUCCGACUUUGAGAGCGAUUUCAGCGAUGGGUCAUCCGACGACGACGACGAAUGACAGGUGGCAAGCCGCCGUGAAACGUAUCGACGGUGACAGGUGGCGUGUCGUGUCGUGGUGUGCGCUCCUAUGGCCACAGUUUUAGCGACAUGCGAUUCAGCAGCGGAUCGUCGGAUGAGCCUCAGGUGAUUUUUUAGUCGGCUCAAAAAUCACCUGCGUCCCGAGGACAACUAGUGACAGGGGUGGCGUGGUGUGAGACGCCGCAAUCCCAACAGCAACAGGUGGCGAAUCGUGCUGUGUGCUACUGUGGUCACAGGAGCUUCUAGCUACAAGCGAUUUCAGCCAUGGAUGAUCAGAUGAGGAAGAUUGCAGCAGAAGUCAUGUCAAGUCAAGACUCGCAUGGUGGUGCUGCCUGCACAUGUGGCGACGAGUGACUGGUUGGGUCAUGCUGUAACCAGUGCCGCAAGUUACGGAGCAAACGAAGCAGGGCGGGGCGAGCCUGCGCGUGUGUACCGGUAUUUGCCAUUGUGCCUCAGUCACAAAUUGCCAAUGUUCUACCCAAUAAUUUCAUGCCGCUCUGUCUGUAACGCGUGUGCAAGACACCUG
Closterium sp. NIES-67 is the source of this 3041-nucleotide messenger RNA. The record is from the annotation of a GenBank genome assembly. NCBI's taxonomy places the organism in Eukaryota, Viridiplantae, Streptophyta, Zygnematophyceae, Desmidiales, Closteriaceae.